GCCCCGCCCGCCGCAGAGCGGGCAGCUGCGUCCCGACGGUGCGCGGCGGCCGGACCGGGCUGGCGGGCGGGCGGAGCCGGGCCCGCGGGGCUGCUCGGGGGCGACCGGGCCGGGCUGCGGGCCGCGCCAUGGACUCUCGCGUCCUACCCGAGUUCCAGCCUCACUGAGCCAGCCGUCCCCAAGCGCUUCCUGCCGAGGAAGCCCCCCAGCACUGACCAUGUCUAUUAUGGACCACAGCCCCACCACGGGCGUGGUCACGGUCAUUGUCAUCCUCAUUGCCAUCGCUGCCCUGGGGGCCUUGAUCCUGGGCUGCUGGUGCUACCUGCGGCUGCAGCGCAUCAGCCAGUCGGAGGACGAGGAGAGCAUCGUGGGGGAUGGCGAGACCAAGGAGCCCUUCCUGCUGGUGCAGUACUCGGCCAGGGGACCGUGCGUGGAAAGGAAGGCCAAGCUGAUGACUCCCAACGGCCCGGAAGUCCACGGCUGACCCAGGAUGCGCGGCUCCGGGUCCCGUUUGCAGCCAGCUGGGAGGCGCAAGGCCGCACAGACACGCUGCUGUCUGGGAGGAGGGGUUGACACUUGCUGGCAUGGCCUCAGCGGGCUUCGUCACCGCAUGCACUGACUCCCGGGGGCCCAGCUGCCCUGGGCUUCCCCCCGGCCUCCUGGUGGGGCUGCCCAUUGCGGGCAGUGGGCAGGCCCGACCUUGCCGGGGCUCGCGGCCCUGUAGCGCUUUCGUUACUUGAAUGUUUAGCUGAGCCUGUUUUUGACGGAGCUACUACUGUAACGCGUGAACUAACAAACCUGUGAACUGUAAAUAGGCCCCCAGAAGCACGUGCUUAAGCCCUUCUGCUGAUUUUUAAAAACAUCAUCUAGAGCACACGGGACUGGGUUGAUUGCAGCUGUACUAGUGAUGAGCUGCGGCGAGGCCGCGGAGGGUCCCAGACUUGUAAGGCCCGGGCUGCGCUCGGCGGGGGUCUCUCAUGUGUAUCUGUGUGUGUAUGUGAAGGGGGUGAGAUGUCAGUUUGGGGUCUUGUGGCUGACCAGUUGGGGUGCUUGGGUGAUUUCCGCUUGGUUAGUAAUGGAUGGAACCACCACAGCCCUUCGUUUUUCUCCAGGUAGACUCAGUCGUUAGUAGCAGUUCCUGUUGAUAGUAGAGUUACUGCAAGGAAGCUACCGUCCCUGCCUGGGAGCCAGUGAAGGACGAGUCCGGGCACGCGUCCCGAGGGCUGCCAGGUGUCCUCGUAGCAGAGCGGUUUCCUGCCCCUGGGUCUGAAGCGUGCUGAGCACCCCCCCUUGGCGCGGGCUUUGCUGUACUCGCCCUGAUCCUCGGAAACACCCCAGCCCACGGUGGCUGCUUUCAGUCUGAAACCCAGUUUGCCCAAGAAAGAGAAAAAUUGUUUUUUGUUUUGUUUCUGGGUUUAAUAUUUUCUGCACUGGAGGGGGAGGAGGAAGGGACGUUGAGGUUUUUUGGGUUCCCCCCUUCCCUUUUCACAAGUUGGCUUCCUUUCCUCUCUGAUGACCACCCACCUGGUGGGUGUUGGAUUUCACUUUCCUCUGCGGGUCUGGAGAUUGUGUCUCGAGUCCCCUGACCCGGCUCUAAGGGCACCGCGUGCCAGUGGAAGGCCAUUUCUCGUGUGCACGUUCACACGGGAGCCCCCAGACCGCUCCCUGCCAGCCCGUGCCUAGUGCAGGGGCCGGGGGUGGAGCUCCAGUUCAGGACUAGGUUCUUGAACAGAUGACGAGUUGGCGGCUCUCAUUCAAGCCAGGGCCUCAGCAGCCUGCAUCUCCAAGGUGUCAUUUCAGUGAACUUGCUUAGAUUUUUAAUCUCACCACUGUAAGCACACUCUAAACUAUUAUGAUUAAAACGUGAUUUGUGUUGGCAUCCUCGGUGAUAAACCAGAGGCCAGUCCCGGCUCUAACCAUGGAGUGCAGGCCCUUAGCACUUGAGCUUAGAGCACUCCUCUGGCCUCAUCCAAGCCGCCUCUAAAAAGCAUGUUGAACUAAUCCCCUUUCUAGAACCCUAAGGGGGAGCCGUAGCAAACACCUCUUUUUAGCAGCAUACACCUAAACUGGGGUCAAACAUAAGUAAUGGCUGGGGAGAGGGAUAGCUCACUGGGCCAUUAGGGCUGAGGGCAGUGACGACACAGCAGGUGGGCUCUUGAGAAACCCUUAGGAAGCAGGAGAGGAAACACCUUUGGCCACUAACGGGUUGACCAAGCUUGGGAAGAGGUGGCCAUGGGACAGGUGCGAUGUCAGCAGAGGCCCUGCAGGUGGAGUGGGCAGGACACGUGGCGGGAUGGGGAGGGGCGAUCCAGCCACUGAAGCCGGGCCUAGGAGGGAGAACAAGUUCCAAAGGUGCCAACUGGAAGAUCAGGGAGGAGGUUUGCUCUGGUGAGUUAGCAAAGGCCGGCGUGUUUGACCCGUCCCCUCGCAUUUCAGAACCAGGCUUUCUACCUCUACUCUCACCGAAGCCAGCAGCAUAAACCUAGGCUGUUUUUCCUUCAGCUCCACACCUGAGUAACCCGGGAGCAGCUGGGAUUUGCAUUUUCAGCCCCUGAGCCUGACCCCUGUGGCACUGACCAAUGCUUGAUUGUCAGCACUCACCUGUGGUUCUUAACGUGCCAGUGAAGUUUUGGUUUUGAAAUGAUUAAACACUGCUUUCUCUUCACUUUCACUUGAGGUUUUCUUAUCCCACUCCUGGUUGCCAGGGGCAUCCCUGGAGCUUGACUCGGGCCCAGCAGAGCGUGGUGGGUGAGGGCGAGUGGCUGGGUGGGCGGUGGUGGUGGGGUCUUUGGGAGGAAUAUGGAAACGCCCGUAGAACUAGUGAACAGCCACAUAAUCUCUCUGGCUGUUCUUAUUUAUCAGUAGCUACUUUUUUUAGUGUAGACACCAGAGCCACACACUCAAUGGCUUAGUAAGUUAUGACCUCCCUCUGAAUUCUUUCUGAAUAGCCCAACUGUUGCGUUCAAGUUUUCUGACUCAUCAAGACAUUAGGCUUUCACUCUUCAUAUCAUCGCAGAAGCAACAGUAGGGGAAUGAGGAGGGAACUCUGGACACUGAGCCGCUAAAACAUGGACUAAUUUCUCAGACAAAUCCUCAAACGGACCGUGCUGUUUCUGUCUCAAAGCUACCAAGUUUGUGCAAUAAGUGGAAGGGAUGUCAUCCCUCUUCAACAAAUGCUGAAUGACAUUCAAGCUGAUUUUCUAGACCACUGAGAAAAUCUUUAUUUACAAUAAAUUUCAAUAAAAUUUGCAUAAAUAUAUUCCCAAUGUA
Messenger RNA from Propithecus coquereli (Coquerel's sifaka), 3270 nucleotides. It is a transcript of the gene SNN, whose product is annotated as stannin. NCBI's taxonomy places the organism in Eukaryota, Metazoa, Chordata, Mammalia, Primates, Indriidae. The record is from RefSeq and is a predicted model, not a curated record. Gene Ontology annotation, cellular component: mitochondrial outer membrane. The coding region runs from base 218 to 484 and encodes 88 amino acids. The transcript is spliced from 2 exons.